CCCCAUCUCCUCAUCUGCUCUUAUAUUUUCUCUCCUCUCUCAUCAGUCUCUCUCUCUUUUGCUCUAAUGGAGAAAGGCGAGCCUUCAAUGGCAGCAGAGGUUGACCAAGAUUCGGAAGAAGCCUUCUCCAGCCAUCACCUCAUAGUCCCUCACGGAUUGACUCUGGCCGAGUUCGAAGAGUUAAACCCACUCGUGGUCGAGUUACAUACCUAUCGAAUUGGCCCGGGGAAAUGCUCCUCUCUUCUAGCUCAACGAAUCAACGCCCCGAUCGACGUUGUCUGGUCAAUACUGCGUCGUUUCGAUAAGCCACAAACGUACAAGCACUUCAUCAAGAGCUGCUCCGUCAAGGAGGGUUUUGAAACGACGGUGGGGUGCACGAGGGAUGUGAACGUGAUCUCCGGGUUACCGGCUGCGACCAGUACUGAGAGGCUGGAUAUUCUGGACGAUGACCGGCACGUGACCGGGUUCAGUAUCAUUGGAGGGGAUCAUAGGCUGAGGAACUAUAGGUCGGUGACGACAUUGCAUACCGUUGAGGGUGACGGGAGGAUCUGGACCGUUGUUUUGGAAUCGUACGUCGUUGACGUGCCCGAGGGCAAUUCUGAGGAGGACACGCGUCUGUUCGCGGAUACCGUCGUUAAGCUGAACCUGCAGAAGCUGGCGACUGUCACCGAAGGGAUGGCCCGUGAUGGUGAUUGGUAACGGUAAAUCACGGUCUGUUUAAAACCAAAAUUAAAAAACAAGAGAAAAAAUUCACGAAAAUUUCUUCUUUUUCUUCUUCUUUUCACGAGUUCCUUUGUUAAAACCACUUUUUAGUUUUUUCUCUGCCUUCCUUCUUGUUAAGACUUCGUGAAAUUUCAAAAAUAUCCUUGGUUCAAAGUAGAUUGACAGGGAUGCCAUAUGAUGUGGAUAUUGACAUAUUAUUGUUGGGUUUGGAUGAAUGUGGGAGAGAAGGUGGGAUCGGGGUAAGGGCAUUUCAGUCAAUGUAUUGUACAGAUAAGUUUGAGCUUGAGGAUACUGAUGCCUCUUUUUCUUGUUGUGUUCAAGAUGAAAAUUUCUACUUCUGUUGUUGGGUGCUAUAAAAAGUUGCAAAAGUUCUUUCAAAUUUGUAUCAUAUUAUCUUAUUUGUUUUGGUGAAUGUAGAUGGUUUUACAACUUUAAA
Molecule: messenger RNA, 1159 nt
Organism: Tripterygium wilfordii
Lineage: Eukaryota; Viridiplantae; Streptophyta; Magnoliopsida; Celastrales; Celastraceae
Product: abscisic acid receptor PYR1-like
Exons: 1
Coding region: 67-699 (210 amino acids)
Biological process (GO): abscisic acid-activated signaling pathway
Cellular component (GO): cytoplasm; nucleus
Molecular function (GO): abscisic acid binding; signaling receptor activity; protein phosphatase inhibitor activity
Source: RefSeq, a predicted model, not a curated record